Messenger RNA from Mucor velutinosus, 1281 nucleotides. RefSeq lists its product as uncharacterized. The record is from RefSeq and is a predicted model, not a curated record. Gene Ontology annotation, molecular function: chromatin binding. Gene Ontology annotation, cellular component: NuA4 histone acetyltransferase complex; SWI/SNF complex. The transcript is spliced from 5 exons. Lineage: Eukaryota; Fungi; Mucoromycota; Mucoromycetes; Mucorales; Mucoraceae. Gene Ontology annotation, biological process: regulation of transcription by RNA polymerase II; chromatin remodeling. Bases 1 to 1281 code for a protein of 426 amino acids.
AUGGUUACUUAUGGUGGAGAUGAAGUAAACGCGCUUGUAUUUGAUAUGGGCUCCACGUCUACACGUGUUGGUUUUGCAGGAGAAGAUGUGCCCAAAUCCAUUUUCCCAACUUCUUACGGCGUCGAUAAAGAAGGCAACUACUAUAUUGGAGACAGCAAACUAAAUACAUGGAGGGCCAACAUGGAAAUCAAAAAUCCCAUGAAGAAUGGUCUUGUCAAGGAUUGGGAUGCAGUUGAACACCUCUGGCAAGCAGCUUACAACGAUAUGCUUCACGUCAAUUCAUCAGAGCACCCUUUAUUAUGUACAGAACCAGCUUGGAAUACACCCGAAAACCGCGAAAAGAUGAUGGAAUUGGCAUUUGAAAAGUUUGAAGCACCUGCUUUCUAUGUGGCCAAGGAUGCCGUCAUGACAGCUUUUUCAGUUGGUAGAGCUACUGGUUUAGUUUUGGAUUCUGGAGGAAGCACAACAAGCGCUGUCCCAGUGUAUGAUGGCUAUGUGUUGAAGAAGGGUGUGCUUCAUCAGUCCGUGGGUGGCGAUAUCUUGAGUCAGCAAAUUAGAGAUUAUAUUAAAAACGGAUUGCAUUUGGAUGUGACACCUCUGUACAAGAUUGCUAGCAAAAAGCCAGUUCCUGCUGGCCAGCCACCUCAACUUCAAUUGCGCAAGAGGCCAGAUACAACAGAGAGUUUUGAUGAUUAUCAGAUUUCGAGAAUCAUUCAUGAAUACAAGGAAUCAGUAUCACAAGUGUCAGAAAUUCCAUACGAUGAGCAUUUGAUGAAUCAAAGACCUCAAAAGCCAUUCGAGUUUCCUGACGGCUACAACAAUUCAUUUGGUGCUGAGCGCUAUAGGGUGCCUGAAAUCAUGUUUAAUCCUCGCUACAUUCAUUUGCCACCUCUUGAACCAGGAAAAGAAACACAACCCAUCCCUUCAUUGGGGCUCACUAGAAAGCAAUUACAACACACUGUAGGCGUAUCGAAACUUGUAUUCAACAGUAUCAGUGCUUGCGAUAUCGAUUUACGUCCUUUGCUUUUUAACAAUGUCAUUGUCACUGGUGGAAAUACACUGUUCCCUGGAUUUACAGAGAGAUUGAGCAACGAACUGCCCAUGAUGGUGCCAGGAAACAAGGUCAAGGUGCAUGCAUUUGGAAGUCCAAUUGAGCGUAAAAGCAGUAGUUGGUUGGGUGGCUCCAUCUUGGCAUCACUAGGCUCAUUUAACCAGUUAUGGAUCUCCAAGAAGGAAUACGAGGAAGUUGGCCCCUCGAUCAUUGAGACCAAAUGCCAGUAA